AUGUCGUUACCACCCUCACCAUCAUCACCACCACCAGCAGCAUCACCAUCGUCACCAUCAUCACCAUCAUCACCACCAGCACCUUCAUCAUUUGAGCUGCGGUUUGAGACUUUGGUACAAAAUGCUGUACGACAAUCAGUUCAAGAACAACGGCCUUUAUUUGUUUUCAUCAAACAUCAAUCAGACCCCAGCUUAAACGAAACUUUUACAACUAAGUUUGUAACACCAAAUGUGGAAGAAAAAAUUGUCACAAAUUUUGUUCUUUUAAAGUUGACUCCAGGAACAGUUGAGUUUGGCUACUUUGAGCAGUUAUUUAAAAAUUUAUCAGCUCCAAGCUUUUACAUAGUCAACCAGGGCAAAGUCGAAAUCAUAGUCACUGAAUCAACUUCUGUCCACGCAUUUGAACAGAAAAUCAUUGAGUUGAGCAAACAAUCACAACAAGCAGUUGGUAGUAAUGCCAGUGGUCCAAGCAAUAAUAGCGCUUUACCUACAUCCGAAAUCAGUGGCACAGAUGUUAAUUCAAAUAUUAAUGUAGAAGGAUCAUCUGAAUCGGCAAAUUCUAACACACCCCAGCUUCAACCUCAAUCAUAUCCACACGAGAAUCAAUCACAAGAGCACAAUACACUCAGCGACCACGAUAGAUCUGUUUUGCGACAUAAGCAAGAAGUAGCAGAACAACGACGCCAGCAAAAGCUUGAGAGACAAAGACUCCGUGACUUGCUAGAAGCGGAUCGUCGAGAGAGACAGAGCCAAAUGAGAGCUGAACAAAUGAAUUCACCUUCGUCGAUAUUAAAAAGUACUACUGCAACUCCAAAACACGAUACAACACAUUGCACUUUGGCUAUCAAAUUGUUUGACGGUAGUACCAUCAAGCAUGACUUUGAAUCGCAACAAACUUUAACUGAUGUACGAACGUACUUGGAUGUUGAAGUCAAGGUGAUCCCUUCUACUAGUAAUAUGCCUGCUUUUGCAACCACUUUCCAACCAACAGGUUACUCGUUUCAUAGACCCACUUUGCCAAGAGUAACAUAUACAGAAGAACAAGAAUCCAACACAUUGGCGAGUUUAGAUUUAGCACCUAGAUCCAUUCUCAUUUUAAAACCAAACUAUACAGAUCUCAGCAAAGCAAAUGAUACUGCUCCAGACGGAGAAAAAGUAGGGCUCUUGAAAAGCAUGUAUCGAGGUAUCGGCAGAUUUGGUGCUGCAUUAUCGUCAUUCUUUGACUAUGGUGUCGACGAUGUUCAUAAUCACUUGGCAGCAGCAGCUGCUGCUGCAGGAUCAGCUACGGGAACCGGAGAAAGAGAAGAAGGCGUAGGUGCUGGUGCUGGUGCUGGUGCUGGUGCAAGCACAAGUACAAGUGUUGGAGCAGAACUUCACCAUCUUCAUCAACAUUCACAAGAACAUCAUCAAUUACAGCCAAGGGGCCAUUCAAUAGAUACCCCACUAGACUUGCCAUUCCCAGUUGCUCCCGGUUUAAUAUCAGUAGGUGACAGAGCAUUAUCUUCAUCCUUAAUUAGCAUUUAA
Molecule: messenger RNA, 1524 nt
Organism: Lodderomyces elongisporus
Lineage: Eukaryota; Fungi; Ascomycota; Pichiomycetes; Serinales; Debaryomycetaceae
Exons: 1
Coding region: 1-1524 (507 amino acids)
Cellular component (GO): endoplasmic reticulum
Molecular function (GO): protein binding
Source: RefSeq, a predicted model, not a curated record